This is a messenger RNA of Amoebophrya sp. A120, 2102 nucleotides long. NCBI's taxonomy places the organism in Eukaryota, Dinophyceae, Syndiniales, Amoebophryaceae. The record is from the annotation of a GenBank genome assembly.
GCUUGUUUCUGGAGGAACCCCCGGAAGAUGAAAUAGGCCGCUUCUUAGCACAGAAAGACCACCGCGGUCACAACGUCAAGAAUGCACUUGCUCGUCAAAUCCCCCACAGCAACUGGAUCGAAAACUAGUAAUGUAGUACUACAGUGAGUCCACAGACCUAUCUUUGUCUUUCUAUGCUUCACCACAAUGCCAAGCCCUCUUCUCUCUCCCCGCCGCGGCGCAACGUCAUCCGUUGCCGGUUGUGUGGCGGUGAGUUUCUCCGGGACGGAUUUCCUUUUCACGCGAAGAAAUGCGCGAAGAAGUUCUUUGUCGACCUGGAUCCGGGCGAUCCAACAGCCUGGAAAAAGUGCGCCGUUCUAGUAAACAACAGCAGCACUGAGACUUUGCCGAUCCAUCGGCAUAGAGGAAGAAAUUCUUCUAAUGGAGAAGCAGCUGCGUUUUCGCCAAGUGCGGGUACUAGAGAUGGUUGUAGCUUCUCGCCGGAGGUGGAAGAGCAUGUUGGUGAAGCAGGGGGUGAUGGUGCGCAGCUGCCAGACCUCCUCCAGCACCGCCCAGAUCUUCAUGCCGGCGGUGGACUACAAAUUGACUGUCAGGGAGCUGCAACAGCAACUGGUGAAUCAAAUACCGGUAUUGUAUCAUACGAAAAAAGUGUUUCACUGUAAGGAUUUUGCAAGUUGUGCAUCACAAGUUCGUUCUACAUCACAGGGAAAAUUUGCCAUGCGAGAUUCCUAAGGGAAAACACAGCUAAAAAUCCACUGUCUUGCAUGUGUAGCAAGAGAAACAUUUCUCGGAUACAUUUUCAUCUGCAUUACAAGUUUACAGUGAAACAGUUUUUUCUUGCGAUAUAUUGAACCUCUGGAGCAGUGCAGCAUUUGCGGUCGGUCCUUCUUCGCGUCACGAUUGAAAAAACACGAGGAUAUUUGUCGCAGGAAUCAAGAAAGGCGGCUGCAUCACCAGAACGAGUCAUUGCCUCUGGAAUCUUCAGGCAGACGGACGGGAGCAGGACUGCACUUCAAUAAAAGUAGAAAUUCUGCUGGUACUGCACGACCUUCAGCGCAACAGAUAAAACAUUCGCAAAGUGCGGGAAGCCUGCGGGAAAAUGUUGACUCACGGCCACCCGGUGGUGGUGCUCCUGGAAAGGAUAUACAUCAACCGCGCCCAAAUAGAGACCAGGACCGCACGCACACGACCCAUACUUCGAACAACCAGGACCAUCGGGAAGAUGCUGGGGGCGGCGCUGGGGUACUAGAACAAGCCCAACUUCUGUCACUACAAGAAGAACGGAACACGCACCAGGCCGAACCACGGCAAAAAGACCACUUGGAACAACGCCAGCACUUGUCUGCUUCGAGCUCGUCCACCAGGUCUCUGCAUCUGGACUACUACAACCAACUCGCGGAACCACAUCAAGUACAACUGCCUACUGCCCGUAGAACCGCUUUCAGCACCACCAAAUUUGGCGCGUUCAGUCCAACUGCGAAGACAAGUACUAAAAGCCUCAAUUUCGUCACACGGAGCAGCGCAUCCCUGCACGCCAAAGUGGACUUCGAUGGACGAGCGAGACCAAGACGCAGUAUUUUGUCCUCAGGCACCAAGGCGGCGCAGCAGCACGCGGCGGAAUGGGGGAGAAACGCAGCGGCAAUGCAGGAGGGACUGGGGGGGCGAGGUGGAGGAAAUUAUGGGUCCUCGUCCAUGCUCGGGGGCCCAGGCGGAGGAGGAGGUACUAUGAAGACGGAGAAAAGUAGCUGGUGGAGCGGGAAUCCUGUACAGACGUGUUACAAGACCAAUUCCUUUCUCACUCAAGGUGCUAGCUUUUUCGCGGAAUCCGCUGCAACGGCGCGUUUGAACCAGACGAGUCGUGGCACGAUAGCACUGCCGGCACGAGUGCCAAAUAUGAACAAGUCGUGAAGUACUAGUACUAGAAGGUCGAUAUUGUAAUUGCCCUUACAACUAGUACGCAGGCGACAACUGCAGGCGCCAAAGAAAGAUGUUCUGGCAGAUUCGUUCUUCAUUCUUCGUCGUGCGGAAAAUAAGUCCUCAAGAAAAAGAUCUAGCCAUCAUCAUCGAGGUCUAGCAGACGGAAGCAGCGCCGCGGCUCCCUG